Phytophthora nicotianae INRA-310 is the source of this 2997-nucleotide messenger RNA. RefSeq lists its product as hypothetical. The record is from RefSeq and is a predicted model, not a curated record. Gene Ontology annotation, molecular function: oxidoreductase activity. Gene Ontology annotation, cellular component: plasma membrane. Lineage: Eukaryota; Oomycota; Peronosporomycetes; Peronosporales; Peronosporaceae. Bases 365 to 2179 code for a protein of 604 amino acids. The transcript has a single exon.
UAACGAUUUGCCACAUCUUGGUCGGCAGUAAAGCCAGAAAUCAAGACGGAGGAGCUCCGUCUUGAUUUCUGAUCUUCCUGAACUGGGUGGACACCUUAUCUCGAUGAACACUUCGACACUGUGCAGAUACGCGUCAGAUACUGUAAGUCUCGUUGCAGGAGAACUGAUCUACAGCGUUGUAAAUGGUUGGAGCCAUCGAAAUAUCGUGGAAGAAAAUUCAAGAGCGUUUCGAAGAGGCCGUUGCUAUUCUGACCACAUUUGAGAUUUCCAGCGUUACAAGCACUUUAAUGGAACGCGUCCCUCUUCGCGCAAUGGCGCAUGGAGAACAUUCCCAGUCUCCAACCAAAGCCUCGUGAUCACCAGGAUGCGGAACGAUUCCAAGCGAAAAACUCGCGUAGUUAUAGACGGCCCCGUGACCCCCAAUGCAAACUACGUCCCCGUCCUCGACGUGAUCGAAGCUAGUGCGCUCUCCUGGACCUCCCACGCUCACACGUCGCAAGUCCCGAUCUUAGACGUCGAAGACGGAGGCUCUGCCACGUACAACUUAGAUGGUAGCGUGAAUACCCUCCCAGCCACUGAAGACUACGACCCACCGCCACAUCGGCCACUCCCACCAGGACCUUUACAGCGUCUUUUGCGCUCGUGGAUGGUGCUACGAUGGAAACUCUCAAGGAAUAUUUUCUCUACCACAGUACCAAUUCUCACCUCACUAGCUAAUCUGAAGCUUGGCGAUGUAUUAAUUACGUUUCCUAUCGUUGCGGGCGCUAUCGCAUAUACUGCACUACAGGCCAAGACUGUAAAUGUUGCUGGCACUGGGACACCGUCUUCUAUCGCGUUGGCUGUAGUAUUUGGCUUCGCUGUUCGAAACAACUCAGUACUGCUAAUUUGUACGGGAAUGUCCUUCGAACGUGCUCUCUUCUACCACAAAUUGGCAGCUUUGGUUACGAUAGUAUUGGCGGGUCUUCACGGGUUCACAUAUAUGUCCACGAAUGAGCAGAAAUUAAAUGAUUCCAAGGUUAUCAGCGGCUGUGGCGCCUUUUUCGCGUUGGUAUUGAUGCUUGUACUGUCUGUAAGCUGCGUCCGACGGAGAUUCUUCGAGUUCUUCGUCCGAGUUCAUUGGAUACUGUUUAUCGCAGUGAUCGUGUGUGCUGUUCUCCAUGGCGCAGUGUACGUGAUCGCUGGAGUCGCUCCUUGGGCCAUCGAUAUGGUGUAUCGACUCGCUUAUCGCUCUCGUAUCUACGCUCACGGCUCCGCCUGCAGUGUAAACAAGGGGGUUAUUGCGCGUAACCAGCUCUCGAUCUGUGCGCUACCAGGGAAUAUAACGAGGAUUCAGUUCCCGCGAGUACGUCAAGACACACGCGAGACGUUCGCCUAUGAAGCUGGACAGUACGCGUUCCUCUGUAUCCCGUCGAUCUCGUACUUAGAAUGGCAUCCAUUCACAAUAGCGUCCUCUCCCCACGAAGCGAUGGUGACGUUCUACAUUAAGGCAGUGGGAGACUGGACGACCAAGCUGUUGACUGCUGCUCUCAAGCGCGAAGCCAGCGCGAUGAGACUUGACGGGCCGUCGACGUUCGAUCUGCUCGUGGAUGGUCCGUACGGGAAAAUUUCCCUCGAUUUAGCGACUCCCACUGUGUAUUCUCACGUGGUAUUAUUCUCUGGAGGGAUUGGGAUGACUCCUAUGCGAUCUAUCGUUAAUUGGCUGCAUCAUGAGUGCUAUUACCGAAGUCGAGGGGUUAUUCCUCAUGUGAGGUUUAUCUGGUCGGUUAAAGAGAAGGAGACAAUCUCAAGUCUACUCGCUCGAGACGAACCGAGACGAGAUAGCUGUCUUGACGUGGAUGAAGUGGCGUCCUAUUUCCCUCAUAUUCUGUCCCAUCCACGGAACACAAAUCACGCUACGGAUGCGUUUGUGAGUGAGGUCUAUUUAACCCAGGAUAUAUUGGACGAAGAAGCUCUAGAUAUUCCAGAACUCGCCAACUGUCUGCAUAUGGGGUCUCGACCUGACGUUAUUGCUAUUCUACGCGAAAUGGGCGAAAAAGCCAAAGACAGCGGCAAGGAACGAGUCGCAGUGUUGGUGUGUGGACCUUCAGCUCUCAUUGACGAAGUUCAUUACGCCAGUACCAGACUCGCUAGAGAACUGAAGGUGCACUUCGAUGUGCAUAGAGAAACGUUCGAGCUCUAGUUUUUUUUUUGUAAAUAAUGAAGACAAGAUCCUACAACUUGACACACACAGUUUUCAACGAGUCGAGGUCAAGUUCAAGACGAUGUUAAUGCAGACUGUCGACUCGACACAGUCUUAUCCAACCAUUACGACAUCGUCACGGUUGGAGUCCGGACUGAACGUCAGCUCCUUACUGGACUGUGUUUCACAUGCUGGAGGUUAUCGAUAGCAAAUGCAUUAGAGCUGCAGUCAUUUCUCUUCUGCUGACGAAGGCCGCCGUGAAGUAGAUGAACACUGUGAUUCGACUGUGGACAAUAGAGCGAUGACCAGUGCGUCUGCCGAUAAUGGCAUUCCAAUCCUUGAGGACAGCGUAUCGACUGAUUCUCGAUGCUCUUGGGAUGAUUCGACUACGGUUAAGACAUGUAUAUUCAACGUUGUGACUGCAGUGAGAGAGCUGUCUGCUUCGAGGAUUCUGCAAUCCUUGCUACGUUUUAGAUGGAGACUUUCACGUACACUGUUCUCCAAGCCAAUAGUUUUCUUCACGGCCGAGCUUAAUAUAAAAGUUGGCGAUAUUGUGGUAUUAUUUCCUGUUGUGCUCGCGCUAGUCUUGGUUUCUACGGUCCAAACGAUAAAUUAUAACGUCAAGGACUCGGGGAUCUCAUCUUCAAUUGCUCUCGCCGCUGUAUUUGGAUUGGUUGUGAGAAAUAAUGCGCUGCUACUGGUAAUUACGGGAAUCUCAUUCGAGAGAGCACUAUUUUACCACAAAUUACUCGCAUUUAUAACGAUUACUUUAACAGCUUUGCAUGGACUUGCGUACAUUUUGGCACGAAAUAAUGGAC